This is a messenger RNA of Syngnathus acus (greater pipefish), 3029 nucleotides long. RefSeq names its product sodium/potassium transporting ATPase interacting 4 (gene nkain4). Bases 259 to 888 code for a protein of 209 amino acids. Lineage: Eukaryota; Metazoa; Chordata; Actinopteri; Syngnathiformes; Syngnathidae. Gene Ontology annotation, biological process: regulation of sodium ion transport. The transcript is spliced from 7 exons. The record is from RefSeq and is a predicted model, not a curated record.
CCCCUCCUCCUUCACCUACCAGCUCACCAGCGUCGUCUCCCAGGCAGCCAGUCACCUCAGCAAGCCGAACAGAAACACCAAGUGUGACGCUGUCGUGUUCUCUGCUCAAAAACGACUAGGUUGAGGGGGAAAAAACGAGACACAAGACUCCGCUUUCUCCAUCAAGACUGAAUUUGCUCGCUAUAUUUGAAGCUCCUUGGACCAGCUUUUUAAAGUGUUUCUCUCCCGGAUCAGAGUUCGUCACUGCGGACAGACACGAUGGGCUGCUGCAGCGGCCGGUGCACGCUCAUUUUUAUUUGUACCUUACAGUUGGUUUUGGCUCUAGAACGGCAGGUCUUUGACUUCCUGGGUUACCAGUGGGCGCCCAUCCUAGCCAACUUUUUCCACAUCAUCAUUGUCAUCCUCGGCCUCUUUGGCACCAUCCAGUACCGACCGCGCUACGUUGUGGUGUAUGCAGUUUGGGUGGCUCUCUGGGUGGCCUGGAAUGUCUUCAUCAUCUGCUUUUACCUGGAUGUAGGAGGCUUGUCCAAGGACAGUGACCUGCUGACGUUUAAUAUCUCAGCCCAUCACUCGUGGUGGAGCGAGCAUGGGCCAGGCUGUGUAAGGAGAGAGAUGCCACAAUCUGAAGGGGUCUUCACCACUGAAAGCCACUCCUACAUCACUGUCAUGGGCUGCCUCAUGGACUACCAGUACAUUGAGGUCAUGCAUAGUGGAACUCAGAUCCUGGCAGCUCUCCUCGGCUUUGUGUACGCCUGCUAUGUUGUCAGCGCCAUGACUGAAGAAGAGGACAGCUUUGAUUUUAUUGGUGGAUUUGAGCCAUUCCCACUCUACCAUGUCAAUGAGAAACCAUCUCAUCUUCUCCUAAAGCAGGUGUCCCUGUCUACGUAAAUAGAAGAUCAAUCAUCUCUUGAUGCUGACAUUGUUUGUCAACUUGCCACAAUUACGGGACAUUGUGCCGGACUUUUCCCUCCUGCUCUCACUUUACUGUUUUUAAGUACAUGGCACUCACUGGUGGGCUGCAUGAAAAAAAAAAAACACCUCUGUUUGAUUGUCUUCUUCUUUAUUAGUCUCUUUUCAAGCAACUUUGGGGAUUUUUUAUUAUUUUUUAUUGUAUCUGUGCAGAGGUGCUGUGGCUUUCCAAUCAACUGUAAAGAACAUCACCUAAGUUGUUCUGAGUUUCUAAUGGCUCAGCAUUCCCGAUGUGUGGCACUGUGUUUUAGAGCUGAAGUCAUUUUGCAUGUCCACUGCUGCUUUGGUUCACAUUCUGGCCGGAAGGGCUGAAUCCCAGUGGAAUGAACACACCAUUGUGCCCUGCCUGUUUACCUCAGGCCAGGGUCUUUGGGACAAACGUACUGUACCAGAAAAGGAAGCUGAUCUACAGGGUCACACAUCAAAAAUAGACAAUGUGAAUAAAGCAAUGAUGGCAGGAAAAUGAAUUUAGUUAAAUGUGAGAUAUGAAGAAUGCAAAAGUCAUGGCAUGCACAUUUUAGAUAUUUGAUUAGUGAAGUCUUACGUUUCUGAUUAUUUUCACCCAAAGACAAGUCGCCAUCAGUGAAGUAUCAAGUGUUUGUGUUUGGAAAAAGCGCUGGUAGCUGAAUGUGAGAUUGUAACACAAUUUCAAUCUAUUAUGAGGUCGAUUUCAACAAACAUUAGGAACUGAAGUGCAGUCAGGUGCAUCAAUAUUGGGACGAGUUAACGGCGUAAGAAUGACAGCAGUUCGUAUAUGUGCCUCCAACAAUCUAAGGGACCAAAACUCAUGGGACACCUGGCUGCUGAAAUUUGCAUAUAUAAACAUCCUCAAAUUCAAAAUGGCAGUCUGCAGUUAAAGCACAUAUUGUUUAUUUCAUUUCAAAUCCACUGUGGUGGAUUUUAGAGCAGCCAAAAGGGUGACAAUUGUGUCCAUGUCCCAGUAUUUAUGGACCGGACAAUAUGUGUCUAUAAAAAUAACAAUGGAACUCGUCGACUGGCUACAUAUUAUCUGAUUUAUUUUCUUGUAAUGUUUCUAUUAAGGUAUUUCAUACUUGAAAAGCACUUAACUGCCCAUAGCCAAUGUGCUUCAAGUCACUUAGUGAGAGACAAAUCCACUGUUGCCUUACUGCCCUCUAGUGGUUACUGCGUUCAUGCGCAAGAGCAGAAGGAUUUACUCGACCCCCCGCCCCCCCCCCCCCCCCUCCAAGUCCAGCAUUACAUUGUUGAACAAGAAAUGUUUUAUUCAGCGGUUUAUGUCCACUUGCUUUUAUCAUUCAAAGUUUUGUUUCUCUGGACCUCUUGAAAUGUUUUUGCGUUCUACUUUAGCGCAUGAAGUGGCUUCGGGAUCAAAAAGAGUUGCGAACAAAGACGCUUUCCUUGUUUUUGUUCUAUUCGCAGACCUUUGUGUUGUUUCCAGGAAGCUGAAAAUAGCUCUUAUCAGAUUGCUGUAAUAUUCUCACUGCCGGGUGUUCACAAAAUAACCCAGCCCAGUGCUGCUUUUUGACCAUACAAUGAACUGCAUUGAGUGUGAUGCAAAUGCAAAUAUGUCUUUAUUUAUGUGCAGUUACACACACUGUAUUUCCCAACUUUUUUUUUUUUUAGCUAUUUACAUUAGCAAAAUAUUGGCACUCCACGAAACAUGUUAGAAAAAGUCAAAAUACCGAAAUAAUGAUGACAUGAUCUUCCACCGUAUGUUGCUGGCAAAUGUAUGUAAUUGAUAAAUCAUUUGAAGACAAAUGAGGUCAAAUGGGACAGUUUGCCAUCGCACUCUGGUUAAGAAUCAAUACUGUAAUGUGUGUGCGUGUGCGCAUGCGUCUCUUUGUGUCAUAAUCAGUAUUAAAAAAAUUGAUAGUAAAUCUUCCAUUUUACUCUUGUUGUAAUAUAACUUCUUAAAACUGUUCCAUGUACUGAAGAGAUAACACAUCCUUGUUAAUAUUUAUAUAGACAUUGUUUUCUAUUUUCUCUUUCAAUUUGUCCCCAAACCUAAUGCGAUCCGUCCAUUUUCCAUAUAUAUUCUUUGUGAUCAUGUAAAUAAUAUUAAAACAAAUGAUUCUCUUUCA